Messenger RNA from Mobula hypostoma (lesser devil ray), 1206 nucleotides. It is a transcript of the gene dorip1, whose product is annotated as chromosome 1 C14orf28 homolog. The transcript has 5 exons. Lineage: Eukaryota; Metazoa; Chordata; Chondrichthyes; Myliobatiformes; Myliobatidae. Bases 96 to 1178 code for a protein of 360 amino acids. The record is from RefSeq and is a predicted model, not a curated record.
UGCUCCCGCGGGCGCGGUGUGCGUCGGGACGGGGAGUGACGUUGCACAAUAACAACAACAGGCCGCGAGUGCGGGGGCCAGUGGCCGAUGGGGUUAUGGAUGCGAGCUCCGUGCCUUAUGGCGUGAUUGUCGACACCGCAGGGGACGUGCAGCACUUGAACCGGACUGGAGUAGGGUACUAUCAGCGUGAGAGGACUAAAACGUUAUUUGAAGAGAUCCGAGCAUCAAUUGCAAAUAAUUCCAAUGGAGGUAGACCUUUCUGGAGACCUGUUCUUCCAUGGGGUGGAGUGUAUACCAUCAAAGCUGGAAAAAACGCAAUGGCCUGCACUCCAUUGUAUGUGAGGAUCAGCCUAAAAAAUACUUGCACCAUUGAUGGAUUUUUGAUGUUACUCUAUGUGAUUCUCAGUGAAAAUGAGAAUUUUCGUAGAGAGUUAUCGACCUACUUGGGAAAGGAAUUUGUUGAGUGUUUUCUAUAUUUGAUGGAUUCAUAUAAAUUUACAACUGUGAAGUUGUUAUGGAUUUGGGAUAAGAUGGAAAAAUGCCAGUACAAAAGUGAAGUCCAUGAGGCCUCUUUAGAAAUUGACCUAUUUGGGAAUGAACAUGACAACUUCACAAGGAAUCUGGAGAACCUUAUGUCUACCAUACAGGAAACAUUUUGUUCUAAUGGAAGAUGCCCAGCACGUGUGCAAGAAGAUCAGCGCAAGACAAUUGUAAUCUAUCCUUCACGAGAUUCUCUCUUGGGUGAUGUAAUUCAAGCAGCAGUGGAUGAAUUAUUCUGUCCCAGGACCGAGCUCUGUGAAGAACUUGGAUGUAAUGGUCAACGGGAGUUCACACAGAGAAUUUUUUGUCAUGACGCUCCUCCAUUUGUCAUCCUAAAUAUGCAGCAAUGGAAAUCUGAGGAACUGGCUUAUGUGCCAUAUAGUUUGGAUGUGGCAGAACACAGGUACUUACUAGAAGGGGCAACACUUUUCAAUAAGGAGGAGCAUCAUUACUCGGCUGCUUUUAUGAUUGAUGGUAAUUGGAUGCAUUAUGAUGGACUUAGAACUGAGAACUUGGUGUUAUUAAAUAAACCUCCAGAGCUGCUGCUCUUGUCCUCUCUUGUCUAUGUUCGAGAUCAAGAAUUGAUUAAGAAUGAUCUGUGUUGCUCAAAAAUGAGGCAAUGGAUAUACACUACAUAAGUCAUACUUAUUUUAAAACUAUGCAGAG